CCCGACCGACGGCAUUCGGCACCGACCCGCCGCGCGACGAUCACGCCAGUCCUCGAUACGCUCCGCACUGCGGCGGUAACCUCCACCACCAACGUUAACUGUCACUCACUAUCGUGAAAUUAACUCGGAAGCUGAAUAAAGUGCCCGCCGGAACCUGUUACUGUGUGUGUGCGCUUUGGGAAAACCCGCGAAUUCAGUGUUUUCAUUGGCAACGCGAUCUUCAGGCUCAUAUUGACGCCAAAUUGAAUCGUUUCGAACAGAUUUCGCAUCACAUUGGACAAGAUUCAAGCAAACUGGAAGAUUUAUAGCCUUGAAAAUAAAAAGAUUUGAAGAUGAAGAAAAAUAGAAACUGUGAGAGCCGGUGGUGGGUGGUAUUAUUAACUGCCACCUUGGCGGCUCCAGUCUUGGGUGAAGCCAGUGCUGGUCUGUUCAAUGCCAAACUGAAGCAAGUCAUCACAUCGAGCACACUGAAAUGGAACAACCUAAAGAAGGAAGUUAUGGACACCUACGUCAUUGGAGCUGAUUCGCCGCAAGGUCCGAUUUAUCUGUGCCGAGCCAGGCAUGAAGGAGACAUGCUAUUGGGUCAGCUGAGACCUGAAUAUACUUCCUGUGCAGUUUCUGGCAGCAAAAGUUACGACGUAUUUGAGGUACUGCAAAACAUUGAAAACGCAUCAUUGAUUACUUGGAAACCAUGGCUGAGGUUCUCUCCGAAACCCAGUGGUGGCGUGCUGGUUGAUUCUUCAGUUGACUCAGUCUUUAUUGGAAGAUCAAAAGCUGAAAGUGGAUUUUCACACAAUAUUGGAAGAAUAGCUUAUGACUUUGCUAUAGGGAAAUUGCUUACCUUUGACGAUAAAAAUAAUGAAAUCACCGAAACCCAAGGAGAAAUUUUAGUCGAGGUUGAACCUGUGAGUUAUAAGUUAGAGGAUGUAGAGUUAGACUUGACUACUUUACAAGUCCGAUCAUCGGAUCCAGAGAUAUUCGGGGAACGUGUUCUAAGAAACGAAGAUAGUGUUGCAGCUACUGUUACAACUGCGAUCGAAUAUGAAUUUAAUUACAGCAUAUCGUGGGGUCAUGGCCAUGGAAUGGGUAUUGGGUUGAAUACCAGCAUUGAGAUGGGUGACGGUACUUGGUAUCCACAACUAGAAUGGGCUAACCCUUUUACAGAGAAGAAGACGAAGCUAUACAACUUGGAAAUAUUUUUAGAACCAGGAACUGCUUGUAAUGUCACAUUCAGAGGAAAUCGUACAGAGCGUGACGUUCAGUACACUGGCAAGCUGACAACAUACUACAAUGACCACGAUCCCCGAUCAAGGCAAAUGCGUGGAGAGCGAACCGAAAACACUUUGGAAGUUGAAGCCGUGUAUGGAGAAAUUUAUUAUUUGGCCAACAACAGUUUGGUUCCCACUACCACGACUACGACAACUACCACUACCACGACCACAACGACCACAGCCGCGCCGACCAUACCUACGGAAUCAGAUAAAAAUAACAUUCCCAUUGCAAUAAUGAAUCCUAAUCAGCCCGGUGAGAUAGACAGCAACAACUUGGUCAACACCAAUGACAAGGUGCAGGAACCACGUCAGCAGGACAUCAACGUAAAAAAUGCAAUGGUUGGGGCUAGACCAAUGAGCAGCAAUUCCAACGGCGCAGAAGUGACGGUUCUUUCCUUCACGUUACUUGUAACAGUCUUCGCGCUUUUAUUUUAAGAAACAAGUAUUAAUAUCCCCUUGUAAAUAGCGAAUCAGAUAAUCAUCAUUGAUAGUUGCUUUGCCGUCUAGACAAUAUAAUUUAUUUGGCAACUAAGCUUGAUGCUGUUGUUUGUUAACUGAGGAAGUUUUCGUAGAUACUUAUUGUAAAUAGAGUAUUUUUGUUUCUUCACAUUCCUGUUAAGUGAUUUCAUUCCAAUAUGUAAAUUGAGGAGCCAAAAUUUAUCACAUAGCUGUAAAUAGGUCUUGUAAAUAGUUACGAAUGUGGGGGUCGCAGAGCGACAGGAACCUUAUUCAGAAUAAUGGAGGUUUAACACCGUAGAUAGGAAUAUAGCGAGUGACACUGUUACCAACGCCACCAUGUAUGAGAUCACAAAUGGUAUUAACCUAUUAAUCAACAAAUGACAAAUGUGAUAAUCCAUAGAUAUACAAAAUUACCUUUCUUGACAUUUACCUGAUAUUAAAUUAAUGUUUACUGUAAUAUUUAACUGCCUUUAAAUGCCAAAAUUUUCCAACAAAAUAUCUUUGAUACCAGUAGUAGUCCCCAUGUAUUGUAAUAAUCUCUACUGUAUCGUGCCUACAUAGUUUUAAAUAACUUAAUAGUUGUCAAUCCAGUUACCCAUUCCAUUAAAUAAAGCAAAGCUUAAUUACAUGAUUUUGCUAAUCGACACGUUUUGUCUCAUCCAGAGCAAAGGUUUUUUGGGCGCAACGCAAGAGAGCCAGAAAAUAAACGUAUGUUGUUAUAAUUUCUGUUACGAACGCGCAAAUAAAGCGAUCAUAUCUUAUCAGUACCUCCUAUUUUGUAGUAUUUUGUAAUUUUAUUUCUUUUUAAUUGUUAUUUUUAGUUUUAAGUUACAAGAGUUUAAAACCCAGAAUUAAGAGAUAUUAUUAUUUUUAAAUCUUUUAGCCUUUAUCGAUAUUUAAUUUAUAUUGUUUUUAUUGAUAUUGUAUUUAAAUUUAGAGUCAGACAAAUUCAAGCACUUAAUAAAUAUAUCGAUGGAUGACUUUGUUAUUAUUGCCAAAGUUGUAGCUAACAUUUAAGUCUGCCUACAUUUAGUUUAGGCCAUUAACAAAUCAAUCAUCCCUCCGUAUUGAACUUGUACUAAUAUUUUUGUAAGUUCUUACAAUAUUAACAUAUUUCUGAUACAAACUGAUAUCAUUAGUAUGCUUAGCGGAUUUUGUCAAUGUGUAUAGAAAAUGGAUAAUAUUUUUGUAUGGGUAGAAAUCGAUUGUAAGCAUUCGCCUUAAUGUAAAACAAUAUCUUCUUCACGUCUUCUAAACACUUUCAUUGAUUCAUAGUAAUAGUCGAAAGUGACAUCGUUAAAAUAUUUAUGAAAUAUUUUGCGCUGCAAGUUAUUAAGACGAUAAUGUUAGUAACCAAAAUUUGUCCUUUGUACGGUGAUCUUCAAAACUUCGGUUAAUUUGUGUCAAUGUCCCACCUAGAUGUACCAUUACCUUGUAAGCUUUUAAAAUAAUUAGUGUUUACAAUCAUACAUUUACUGCUUUAGUCAGGAAUAUUUUUUGACUUAAAAUGAUAUUGUAAAUUGAUGUUAGUAUUAAUAUUUUUUUGGAAUUCGAGGCCUCUAUGUUCAACGUCUAAUUUUAGAGUAUUGCUUACCCUCUCGUUAGGUAGUGAAUCUGUUCCUUCUUGUUUAGGGCGUGUUCCACAUUGUUGUACCUAUGGAGUAAGUACAGGCGGCAGCACAUCAGACUAUACACUUUUGUUGGAAAAUCGCCUCUAUUAUAACAAUAUUUAAGAUGCCACUGUGUUUAGCAUGACGUGCCGUCGUCUGUCCAUCGGUCUCGCACCGAUCAGCGAAUAUUUGACAUCAACAUUGUUUUGCAAAGCAUAAUUGUGAUGUUCAAUGUAAGUUUUAUUUGUUUAAACUCAUUAAAGUGUAAUAAAUCAUA
Molecule: messenger RNA, 3617 nt
Organism: Ostrinia nubilalis (European corn borer)
Lineage: Eukaryota; Metazoa; Arthropoda; Insecta; Lepidoptera; Crambidae
Gene: uzip
Product: protein unzipped
Exons: 4
Coding region: 333-1706 (457 amino acids)
Source: RefSeq, a predicted model, not a curated record